Molecule: messenger RNA, 905 nt
Organism: Schizophyllum commune H4-8
Lineage: Eukaryota; Fungi; Basidiomycota; Agaricomycetes; Agaricales; Schizophyllaceae
Exons: 3
Coding region: 209-547 (112 amino acids)
Source: RefSeq, a predicted model, not a curated record
AAGCCAGCAUCAUGUCAUCGCCCAAAAUGGUCGCCCUUGUUCUUGCACUGCUAUAUAUCCUGCCCCACAUCGCCAAGGCACUUCUUCGCCUCCCCUCUUCUGCUUGGACGGAAGUAAUUUCGUUGAUUAACGCCCUAAUUCGAGUUCGACCUCAAGCACAUCAUCACCAAAUUUCCUAGUGCUGGCACGUCGCUUCACAAGAAUACCAAUGUCCAUCCUCACCGGCGCCUCUGUCAACGGCUGGAUCCUCUACCGCGCAGCGGCGCUGCGUGACUUCGGCUCCAAUACAGCGGGGUGUAAUCCGAAGGCGGUGAACCUCUACCUCGGUGAGCAGUGGAACCGUCUGCCGGAGAAGGACCGUCGCGUGUGGCGGCGCCGCGCUGCGAUCGUUCGAAGUAACCUCGCGGCGCGGGCGGCGUCGACCCGAGCGUUCAGACGUGCCGGCGCGAAGGCGAGCGGCGUCCCGAGGCGUACGAAAUCUGGACGCGAUGAUGUAGACUCGGAAAUGCAUCCUCCUGAUCAUGAAUCGCCAGCUUCCCUUGACUGAAGCCUGUGCGCUCGCUCACCCUCCCUUCUGUCACACCCCUAGACCAUCUCCCAGGCGCCUGCUAAAUACCGAUUGCUACUGAGGGGCUAUCUUAUCAUGCUUCGCCUUCUUUACUUCAUUACAUACUUACUAUGCGACCUUUCGUAAUUGAUGUCGCCCUUGUAUUUUACUGAACAUUUGACUUAACUAUGGACUGUAUCAACGUAUGUUUAUAAGUAUCUUACUAUGACUGGUCUUCUUACUUUCGGGUUCACCUGAGCCUUUUUACGCUAGCCAAGGGUUUUCGCCGUCCUCAGGUUGAAGUUGAUUCUCACAUGACUCUCACGUGCUCCCAAGUUGAACUUCAGUGCGAGUCUCG